CAAAUACAUACAAUAUUUAUUUAUAUGAAUGCUCUUCAUUUAUUAUUAUGGUGGCAGAUACAGAGAAUAUUAGAAAACUAAAAUCAUAUUUGAAUUUUAAAUGUCGCAUUAAAAUAACGGAUGGUCGAACAUUUAUUGGUACAUUCGUUUGCAUCGAUAAACAGAAAAACAUCAUUUUAGCUCACACUGAAGAAUUUAGAGAAAAUGAAAAAAGACUUGUUGGCUUGGUAAUGAUUCCUGGAAACCAUCUCGUAAAAGUGGAAACUGAAGAUUUAGAGGUUCCUGAUGUGCCAUCCAUGUACACUUGAACAUGUGUUUAUUUAGAUACCUUUAAUUUUAUUUACUAAAAUAUAGACAUGAAUUAUUCAAUUGUGUAAAUAAAUAAAUAGUGGAAUCAAUAUUUGUUUAUUAUUAUUAUUAUUAAAAAGGACGUAAAAUGGUAUAUUAUUGUUUGUAUUGUAAUUUUUCUUCUAAAAUUUUCCAUGGAUCCUUUGUCAUGUUUGGAGAAUAAAAUUGUGAAAAGCGUUGUUCGAUUGCUUCUGGUGAGUAAUCAACAUCAUUAUUAUUAAAUUGAAAAUUAUGAGAAAAUCGACCUCCUCUACCGCGUCCGCGUCCGCGUCCUCGUGUGUUUCCUCUAGGAAUAAAUCCUCCCCUUCUUGGUUGAUAUCCUUUAUUAAAUGUAUUUCCUGGUGUAAAAGUCAUUAUUAAAA
Messenger RNA from Cokeromyces recurvatus, 710 nucleotides. RefSeq lists its product as uncharacterized. NCBI's taxonomy places the organism in Eukaryota, Fungi, Mucoromycota, Mucoromycetes, Mucorales, Mucoraceae. Gene Ontology annotation, molecular function: RNA binding. The record is from RefSeq and is a predicted model, not a curated record. Gene Ontology annotation, cellular component: NatC complex. The transcript is spliced from 2 exons. The coding region runs from base 48 to 308 and encodes 86 amino acids.